CUGGAUGAGGUUCAGAUGUAAAAUGACAUUUUUUUAUCCCUCCAUUCAUUCUUACUGAACCCACGCAAAAUUAGGGCGAACCCACGAAAUCCUCUUCAAAUCGAAGAAGAAGAAGAAGAAGAAGAAGUAGAAGAAGAAAACUCUCUCUCUUCUCUCGUUUCGUUUCAAUCCUUACACUCCAAUUUCGCUUCCAUUCCCUUCCCUUUCGCUGUCCUGCAAAGCUCCGGGAUUUACCAUCUUCUUCUCUUCAUCUUCGGGUACUCUCUCUUUCUCUCUUAUCUCUCUUCCGCUCUCUGAUUUCUCUCCUUUAUCAUUUCCCCAAUUUGAUAUUUUUGCCGGCCUCUCCAUUCUUCUGUUAAUUUAGCGCGAUUUUGUUCCCUUGUUUAAAUGAGUGAUUCGAGAAUCGAGUUCAUAGCCCGAAAACUUGGGUCGAAUGCUUGCAUGAAAUCGUUCCCGCUCGCGGGCAAUUCGUGAAUAAAAUCUGGAAGAUUUCAAAGGACUUAAGGCGCUAGUUUUGGGCUCCCUCCCUCCGCCAUAACUGUAACUUGUAAAUUUGUUAAUGAUAUCUGGCCAAGAAAUCGCAAUGCCGCUAAUGAAUGGAGUAGAGUUAACUGGACCUUAAAAAUGAAAACUUUGCUCUUUGUUCCUUCCCGGUUUUUCCUGGCCGUGGAGUAUUUGUAGGGCUCAGCUGGUUCUUAGUUCUUGUACCCAGUGUCGUUUUUGGGUGCUUAUUAUUAAGCAUUGCUGUCAUUGUCAUUGGGAUGUUUCUUUGUGAUUUGGUGAACAAGGUAGCUGUUCAUAUAAUAGGUGGAUUGGAUAUGGGUUCCUGUGUUUGAUGUCUUAAGUUCAUGGCUGGUAGUUACAUGGAAGGGGAACACAAGGAGAGCCUGGGGGAAACAAUACAGUGAAACGAUAUACCUAGGAUGAAGAGAAGCCCUGAUUAGGUUUGGCUUUUUGUGGGAGUAUGCAGAGUAUGAUGGUAGCACUACGUUGUCUUCACUGGUUUUAUACUUGAUGAUUGAGUAAACCCUGUUAGGAUGGUUUGUUGGAGGGUAAUACUAGGAUAGUAGAAAAGUAAAGUGAAGUCUCUAAGCUGAAUCUUAAGAGGCAGAACUACUUGAUGAAGCUAGAAUAUUUAUAUAAACAGGUUCGGAAAAAAAUGAGCUUCGUAUAGAAUGUAUUGUCAUUCACCAAUACUCUUGACUCCGAAUAAUCAUUCUUUGCUUAGAGGCUGGCGUAACUUGUAUGUUUUAACUUGGUUAUCUUUGGAUGACAAUUGGAACGGUUCACUUUCCUAUCAGUUAGAUUGUAAUUGAACAAUGCUAAUAUUUAUACCUCUCUCCUUAAUCCUAUUGAAUGAUUAGUUAAUUUUCUCCAUGGUGGAAGCAGUAUGAAUGUUAUGUUAGUUCACACGGUUCAUGACUUGAAAAGAAUCUUUGAGUUACAUGUAUCCAAUCUUUGCUUUAUGGUUUCAUCUUGUGACGGUGCUAGAAAUUAUUGUGCUGUGAUUGAACGACAUAGAUAUCGGUUAAGUCGGACCGUUUUGUGGACCUGUGGUUUGACUCUCCUUUUGCAUCUGUCCUACUCCUUUCUAGUUCAGCAAUUGACUAGUAAAAUGGUCAGACACCAAAAUUUUGUUAUGCCACUGUACGCUUUAUUAUUAUGCCUGAAAUAAUAUUUUUUGUUGUUGUUAAGUGUAAUUCAAGUGUUGCUAUAUCUUUUGUUAUUCUGUCUUAUAGACCUGUUUAAUGAUUAAACUUGUUCCCUUUUUGGGCAGUGUUCAUGUUCGGAUUUCGAGAAAUACAUUUUCUUGAUGUCUUUCCCCUCCUUCAUAACCCUUAUAAUCAUUAUUCUGAAAUCUCUUUGCCUAUCUCUAUAACAUUACCAUGAGUAAUGUUAUCAUGAUUCCUUCUGUAGACUUGAUUUACAUUGCAACCAACCCAAGUCUUUUCUCUCAUGCUCAAUUGAAAAUCAUACACUCUGAAAACCUUUUUCCCUUUCAUUUCCUUUCCUCCUAUCAAUAUGUGUAUGAAGUCCCAUGAACUCUUCUCGCCUAUGUACCUUCUUCACAGUUCCCUUCCAAGCUUGCCUAUUUUAAAAAUAUAAGAUGCCAACUGAAGGGGGCAAUGCAUCAGCAGUUCCGAACCUAGGAGAACCCAUCGACUCUGAUGAGAGAAUUGAUCUAAAUGAAGACAAUGAUCCUGAGGAGGCUAUGGAUGAAGAGGUUGAAUAUGAGGAAGUUGAGGAAGAAGAAGAAGUGGAAGAAUAUGUAGAGGAGGAAAUAGAGGUGGAAGAGGAAGGAGAAGAAUCAGACAAUGAUAACAAUGAUAUUGCUAAUCAUGGUGGUGGGACAAGAAGUGAAUAUGAUGAUGAAAAGAAAAAGCAUGCUGAACUUCUUGCCCUCCCUCCUCAUGGUUCUGAAGUAUACAUUGGAGGCAUUCCUCAUGAUACCACACAGGAGGAAUUGAGAGGUUUUUGUGAAUCUGUAGGAGAUGUUCACGAGGUACGCAUGAUGAAGGGAAAGAAUUUAACUGACAGUAAGAUUUUUGCCUUUGUGACCUUUACAAGUGUGGACUUGGCAUCAAAAGCCAUCAAGGAGCUGAAUAAUUCUGAAUUCAAGGGUUCAAAACUCAAGUGUUCCACAUCUCAAGCUAAGCACCGAUUGUUCCUUGGAAACAUUCCUAGGAGUUGGGGAGAAGAAGAGUUGAGGAAGGCUGUGACAGAGGUUGGGCCUGGAGUUAAUGCCAUUCAACUGGUGAAGGAUCCAAGGAACAUCAGCAACAACAGAGGUUUUGGUUUCCUAGAGUACCAUAACAAUGCAUGUGCUGAAUAUUCAAGGCAAAAGAUGUCAGAUCCAAAGUUUAAGCUAGGAGAUAAUACACCAACUGUGAGCUGGGCUGAUUCUAGGAGCACUAAUUCUGCAGCUGCGACUCAGGUUAAGGCAUUGUAUGUGAAGAAUUUACCAAAAGAUGUAGCACAAGAUCAGCUGAAGAACCUUUUUGACUGUCAUGGACAAAUCACAAAGGUGGUUUUGCCACCAGCCAAACCGGGACAGGAGAACAAUAGAAUUGGUUUUGUUCAUUUUGCCGACAGGUCCAGUGCUAUGAAAGCGCUGAACAGCACUGAAAAAUAUGAAUUAAAUGGCCAAACUUUGGAGUGCUCUCUUGCAAAACCUCAGGCGGAUCAGAAAGCCGUUGGUCUUUCAAACAUUCAGAACCCUGGUAUUCUUCCAAGGUUCCCACCCUAUGCUGGUUAUGGUUUGGGUGGGGCUGCUGCAUAUAGCCCUCUUGCCACAGGAUAUGGUGCUCCCCCCUUUGCGCAGCCGUUGUAUUAUGGCGGUGCACCAUCUCCUCCUGGCAUGGCAAUGAUGCCAAUGCUCCUACCUGAUGGCCAAAUUGGAUAUAUUCUGCAACAGCAGGGCUUACAGCAUCAUCAUAUGACGCCUUCACAUCUGGCUAUGAAUAGUAGAAGUAGCAGCAGCAGUGGCGGCAGGGGGAAUAGAAGUGGUAGUGGUGGUAAUCCCAGCCGGGAUAAGCACAGCAACGAUGGCAGCAGCUACAGUCGCAGAUUUCGACCUUACUGACUUCUAGUGUUGUUUUUCCUUUGCAUCACAUUCUCCUCUUGUGCCGUUUUACAGUUUUCAACAAAUUAGAGUUAGAGCCCUAGCCUUUCUGUUUUUAUUUUUUUUGCUAGCACAAUCAAAGCUCAGAUUUUAUCUAUGUUGCUGAGUUGUUUGUACGUGCUUGAUAACUUAUAUGCCCCAUUUCUUGGUUCAUUCAAUACUUCCAGUUAACUUUUCUACUGCCCCAGAAGCUGUACCUAGUCUUUUGAAAAUCGAAUGUAAUGCAAAUUGGAUUGUAUCUAUUCUACUGUACUUGUAUUGGAAUCAAAGAAAGGAUUCCUUGAUAGUUGAUUCCUUCCUAUCUCAUUGACAGCAAUAAGCAGCAGCUAGAACUUUUAACAUCUCAAGUACACAUUAUCAGAAUCAAUGAACUGACAUCUUCAAG
Linum trigynum is the source of this 4007-nucleotide messenger RNA. The record is from the annotation of a GenBank genome assembly. Lineage: Eukaryota; Viridiplantae; Streptophyta; Magnoliopsida; Malpighiales; Linaceae.